AGCUUAGCCAGGCCCGAUGUCGGGGCGAUACCAACGCUACGGAGCUGGCUCUACUCGGGAUGAGGAUAAAACUGAUCAAAAUGAGAACUAUGAAGCCAGGGUCCGAACUGCCAGGUUCAAUGAUAACCUGGACUUGAGGUUCGGGUACGGUCGACAUACCGAGCCUGCUGAAAAGGUGGGCUGGAUGGUCAACAUGCAACCAACCGAGAUCAUCGACGAGGAGAAGAGACUGGUAUCGGCCAUGGAUUACUAUUUCAUACAAGAGGAUGGUGGGAGGUUCAAAGUUUCCAUCCCGUACAAACCGUACUUCUUCGUACGGGCCACUGCCGGUGCUGAACAAGAUGUUUGCUCUUUCCUCAGUAAAAGAUUCAGUGGGACUGCAAUGGGGGUGGUGCAGGUAUCAAAGGAAGACUUAGACCUCAAGAACCAUUUGAUCGGACUUCAGCAAAUAUACAUCAAACUCUCUUUCUUGACGAACGGUGACUUACUGAAGGUAAGGAAAUACAUCACAUCAGUUGUGAACAAGAACAAGACGAAAGAUAAACAGGAAGAUGUGUAUCGAGAGAUGAUGGCACCUCAUCACGCCACCAAAACUAACUACGGUCCAAAAGUACAUACAGAUCACAGCACACACAUUAUAGACAUGAGAGAGUAUGAUGUACCCUAUAAUGUGCGGUCUAACAUUGAUAAGAGUCUCUUCGUAGCUCAUUGGUACUCAGUAGUUGGUCAAGGUCAGGACGAUCCUAUUCUCACAAAACGGCCAGACAUAAUCGACCCGCCUGACCCGGUGGUCUUUGCCUACGAUAUCGAGACCACCAAACUGCCGCUCAAAUUCCCUGAUUCUGCUAUUGACUCUAUCAUGAUGAUUAGUUACAUGGUGGACGGCCAGGGCUAUCUGAUCACUAACAGAGAGGUUGUGGGGGAAGAUAUAGAAGAUUUCGAGUACACUCCCAGACCGGAGUUUGAGGGACCCUUUAUAAUUCUAAAUGAGGAAAAUGAGAAGAACUUGAUACUGAAGUUCUUCGAGCACAUACAGGAGCUAGCGCCUAAUAUUAUCGUUACAUACAACGGGGAUUUCUUCGAUUUCCCUUAUGUCUCCGCACGAGCUGAAUUUCAUGGUUUGAACAUGUACGAAGAGAUAGGGUUCAAGGAGGAGUCAGGAUCAGGACAAUGGCUAUCACGGCACUGUUCACACUUGGACGCGUUCUACUGGGUUCAGCGUGACAGUUACCUCCCUAUAGGUUCCCAGAAUCUCAAAGCUGUUGCUAAAGCUAAGCUCAGAUAUGAUCCGGUUGAGGUUGACCCGGAGGAUAUGUGCCGAAUGGCUGCUGAACAGCCUCAGGACAUGAGCACAUACAGUGUGUCCGACGCAGUGGCUACCUACUACCUCUACAUGAAAUACGUGCACCCCUUCACCUUCGCUCUGUGCACCAUUAUACCCAUGCCACCUGACGAGGUUCUAAGGAAGGGAUCAGGGACUCUUUGUGAAGCCCUUCUCAUGGUCCAGGCUGAGAGGGAAAAUAUAAUAUUUCCUAACAAGCAGAGAGCAAUCCUGAACAAGCUGACUGACGACGGGCAUCUCCUGGAGACUGAGACUUAUGUUGGGGGUCAUGUUGAAGCGCUGGAGUCAGGAGUUUUCCGGGCGGAUAUUCCGAUAAAGUUCAGAGUUACUCCGUCGGCGUUUCAAACCCUUAUCGACGAAGUGGAGGAAACGAUGAAAUUUUCCAUAGAGACGGAGGAGAAAGUACCCAUGGAAUAUGUGACAAAUUUUGAUGAGGUAAUAGGGGAGAUAAAGAAGAUAUUAUCGGACUUGAGAGAUACUCCCAACAGACUGGAGAAGCCUAUGAUAUAUCAUUUAGACGUGGGGGCUAUGUACCCCAACAUCAUUCUCACCAACAGACUGCAGCCUUCCGCUCUGAUUGAUGAGGUCACGUGUGCUGCUUGUGAUUUCAAUAAACCCGGCGCAAGAUGUCAGCGUACGAUGGAGUGGGCGUGGCGCGGGGACUUCCAGCCAGCGUCCCGGGCAGAGUACCAGAGUAUCAAACAGCAGCUGGAGAGCGAAAAGAUCCCCUCCAAGGUCCCCGGGGAACCUGCUCGAUCCUUCCACGAGCUGAGUCCAAUGGAUAGGGCUGAGGUGGAGAAACAGCGACUUGCUCAGUACUGCAAGAGAGCUUACGGCAAGGUGAAAGUAACUAGAACAGAAAACCGUCACAGCACCAUCUGCCAGCGUGAACAUCCCUUCUAUAUCAACACUGUGAAGUCAUUCAGAGACCGGCGGUACGAGUACAAAGCUCUUAACAAACAGGCUGCCAAGAAGCACGGGGAGGCAGUGAAGAAGGGAGACCCAGCAGAGAUUAAGAGGAUGGCAGGGCAGGUGGUGCUGUACGAUUCUCUGCAGCUUGCUCACAAGUGCAUCCUCAACUCUUUCUACGGCUAUGUUAUGAGGAAGGGAGCUCGGUGGUAUAGUAUGGAGAUGGCUGGUAUCGUUUGUUACACAGGAGCAAACAUAAUCAAGAAAGCACGAGAGAUAGUAGAGCAGAUAGGAAGACCCCUGGAACUUGAUACUGAUGGUAUUUGGUGCUGUCUUCCUGGAUCAUUCCCCGAGAACUAUGAGUUCAAAACUAACCACCCAGAUCCCAGAAAACAGAAAGUAACGAUCUCAUACCCUGGUGCCAUGUUGAAUGUCAUGGUAUUCAGACACUUCACUAACGAUCAGUACCACGAUCUGGAGGAUCCUAAGACUCUUUCUUACUCCGUCAAAUCUGAAAACAGUAUCUUCUUUGAGGUGGACGGACCAUAUCUGGCAAUGAUACUUCCUGCAGCCAAGGAGGAGGGUAAGAAGCUGAAGAAGAGAUACGCUGUCUUUAACUUUGAUGGAAGCUUGGCUGAACUGAAAGGAUUUGAGUUAAAACGGCGAGGAGAGUUACAGCUGAUAAAGAACUUCCAAUCCUCUGUGUUCAGCGCGUUCCUGGAGGGCAACAAUAUAGAAGAAGUUUAUGCUGCCGUAGCUAAGGUGGCGGACUAUUGGUUGGACAUAUUGUUCUCCAAAGCAGAGAACAUGCCAGACGAUGAACUGUUUGACUUGAUCAGUUCUCAGAGGAGCAUGUCUAAAAAACUAGAAGAGUACGGAACACAGAAGAGUACAUCGAUUAGCACUGCGAAACGUAUCGCUGAGUUUCUCGGAGAUCAAAUGACCAAAGACAAAGGCCUAAAUUGCAAGUUUAUCAUAGCCCGGAAGCCGGAAGGAACUCCCGUUACGGAGCGAGCGAUCCCGGUAGCAAUAUUCCAAGCAGAACCAGCUGUAAGAAGAUAUUAUCUACGACGCUGGCUGAAGACCCCAGGAGCUACUGAUUUCGAUAUCAGGGAUAUUUUGGAUUGGGAUUAUUACAAGGAGCGGUUUGGCAGUGCUAUCAUGAAGAUUAUAACUAUUCCAGCUGCUCUUCAAGGAGUAAGGAACCCAGUACCGAGGGUCCAGCACCCAGAUUGGCUUUAUAAGAUGAUGGCGGAGAAGAACGACGUGUUCCAACAGAAAAAGAUCACAGAUAUGUUCGGCAAGGCUGUAAAGAAGCCGCUGGGGACGAACACCAACUCAAACAUCCCUGACAUAGAAACAAUGGGAACAGUUCCUCGAGCAGCAGCUAAACCUCCCACUGUUAGUAAGCAGACCAAGAGAGGGCGGCCCCAGGAACAGAUACCUAACCAUUGGAAAGAUGAUUUGGGAGAAGCACCUAUAUUCAAGGAAGGAGCAGCUCAGUUCAAGUCAUGGUUAUCAUUUCACAAGGAGAAGUGGAAGCUACAGAAGAAGAUACGACAACACAACGCCUCAAACAAGAUCUCAGCUCGAGGUACUUCCGAACCUUCCAGAACGUCAGCUCACCGUACCAUGGACACGUUUCUCCGUCAGGGGCAGAAGAACUUAUUGAAAAGCGUGUGGGAGGUGAUCCAGAUCCUGCCUCUAGAUACCCCUGGUCUUUUCAGACUCUGGGUAUCAAUCGAUGGGAAUAUACAGCAGCUAAAGGUAACAGUGCCGCGAAUAUUCUACGUAAACUGCCGGACCCCCAAAGACCAAGAGGUCGGGGAACUGUGGAGGAGAACAAGUAGAACCCUACCUCGGUCUGUUCCUGUUCUCAAUUUGUACGAGUACACUGUGCCUGAGGAUAUAUUUCAGCAGCACGCAGGUGAGAUAUCAACUGAGCUAGCUGGCCCGGAUGUGGAGGGAGUGUACGAGACUAAUGUCCCGGCUCUAUUCAGAGUUCUUGUGGAACUUGGCUGUGCUUGUUCUGUCACCUCCGAACAUGCACGCUUCAGGUCUCUAACAAACGACACCUCGGACACGUUUCAGUUAACCAACCUGCAGUUCAAAUCAGAAGCUGAAAUCUCGUACAUGAGCAACGUUCAGUACCUCUACAUCUACGAGAUAAGCAAUGCUGGCAGGAACCUUGUUGGCGUCUUCUCUAAAGCCGAACAUAAGACUACAGUAUUUGUUUCGGAUUCCGCUAAGACUAAUAGUGUCGGAAAUCUUGGGAAUCAUUAUAAGUCGAUAUACGGCGACCAGGCAGAAGGGAUAUCUGAUACGUAUCUCCCUCCAAAUGAUAUGGGAUUCGAGGUGAGAGUUGAGGCGAACAUGAAAGGUACAGCUCGGGCAAUACAGCGGUAUCUGGCGGACUACAAGGACAGACACAAAUCAGUUGUUGUGGUUCUCCAGUCAUUCGAUCAGGCGAGCAUGCAGGUUCCAGCGAUAAACACGUUUCCGGUUAUUAAAGUACCGUUUGAUUCGAGCGAUUCCAUUGCGAUGUUAGACUGGCAAAGACAUUCUGCAAGAAAAAUGCUUUCAAAUUAUUUCAGUUGUCUAAAGUGGUUAGAACACAACCUAACUUACGCGCGGUAUGUCCACGUGCCCAUUGGCAAUGUGCCAGAAGAUCUGUCUAUGUUGGCAGCUGAUAUAUUCUACGCGCGCCACCUCCUCAAGCAGAACCACGUGCUGUGGGCGAGUAACGCACCUGCGCCGGAUCUGGGCGGUAAGGAGGAGGACGACCACAGGCUGACCAGCUCUGAUCAAGAUCACGUGCUUUCCUUGAACUUCCCUGCAGCUUACAACACCGUUUGUGUAGAGAUCAAUCUAGAAGGGUUAGCAGUAAACACCAUUCUACACAGCCACCACGUCAAUGAUUUGGAGGGAGUCAGUACUGUUUCUCUAGAUACCGUCAAUAAACAGGUGGGUAUCACCGGCGGAGAGGGCAGCUCGACAAUCACCGCCUACGACGAGGCAGCACAAGUCAGCUCUGCUUUCAAAGUCCUCAAAUCUAUGGUUAUCAGCUGGCUUCACCAGGUAUCGAGUGGAAAUAACCAGUACGCUGAUACCCAACUGAUACAUUUCUACCGCUGGUUGACUAACUCCAGCUCCCUUCUUCACGACCCCGCCCUAGCUAGGGUGGUUAACAGCAGCAUCAAGAAACUCUUCCUGCAGUUAAUUAUGGAGGUCAAGAAACUGGGCUCCUCUAUCGUGUACUGUGACAUGAACAGGAUCAUUGUUGCCACCAAGAAACGGACAAUAGAAGAUGCCCACAACUACACUAACUACAUCAUCAACAGUAUCACUUCCCAGGAACUCUUUGGCUGCAUCGGACUCCAGAUCACAAAGAGUUGGGAGAAUCUGCUGUGGCUGGAUAGUGUGAACAACGGUGGAGCAUUACGGAAGUCCGGGGACUUAGCUCCCACUAUUCAGAUGAACUGGAACCUCAAGAAGUUCUUACCGGAGGAUGGUAGUUUACAGAAAUUCUUCCAGCUCAUUAUCGCUGGAUAUAUCCAAGCGGUGAACAAGACGAUAACCCAGUCUCUUGAGGAUCACGUGCCUGGAGAGACCCCCAUCAGACGAGCCUCACAGAAAACAGACUCCCUGGACAAGUCUGCCAUUCAGGAGUUCGUGGCAGACAAACUGGUCACCCAACUGUAUAGUAUUGUUCAGAGGGUUCACAAUAACAUGCCCAGUAACAUGCUGGGCGAGAGGGACGUCUUCCCCAAACUGCCUGGUUCACAUCUGGAGUUAAAAAAUCCCUCGUUGGAGUUCAUCAAAUGUGUCUGUAAAGUCCUCAGCCUUGACAGCACAAUCUCUGCUCAAGUGCACAAGCUGAAGAAGGAUCUUCUGCGUCUGGUAUCGGUGGGGGAAUUUUCAGAAGCCAGCAUAUUCAAGGACCCCUGUCUGUCAUUCGUGCUGCCUGAAGUUAUCUGUAAUAAGUGCAGUAACUGCAGAGAUCUGGACUUAUGCCGAGACCCCUAUUUAGAUCAAGGUCCACCCCCGCAGUGGCUCUGUGCUCACUGUCAACGACCCUACGAUAGGGACAUGAUCGAAGAGCGCCUGGUUGCGUAUCUGCAGCAAAAGUUAGUGUCGCACACCCUACAGGAUCUGUUGUGUAGCAAGUGUAACGACGUCAAGAACACCAACAUGUCGGAUUAUUGUAUGUGCGCGGGAAGUUUUGUAACACUUCUUCACAUGACGGAUAUGCAGCGGUUCCUCCUGGUGUUGGAUAAUAUCUCUCAGCAUUUUGAUCUAACGCUCCUUGCUGGUCUUGUUGAGUGGACCAAGGGUCAAAUACACGACCCUUAAAACUUUUAAAACGAAUAAUAGUGUUUUUAAACUAUUUGUGCUCUUCAAGAUAGUGCAAUACUGUGAUCAGAUUAAGCUGUUAGCUUUUGACUGAACUUUUUAUUAAGGUUCUUCGAUAUCGCUUUAUCUUUGCAUAUCGCUCAUAAAAAUUCAAACUUAAAUGAAUUCGCAAGGUGUUUAAUUACAAAAAAAUAUUUCAUUGUUGCUAAGUACGCAUCUUGUUAAAUUUACCACAUUUUUACUGAAAUUGGCUUUCCACACUCUGAUUUACAUUUUUAUUUCGUAUUUUCUCAAAUAAAACUAUGAAUUUAAAAAUCCAUAUCCAUUCUCAACCCAAUUACAGGGAAGUGGUUUUGCAAAGAUUUUAUUCGUAUUUUAUUUAAUUGAUAUUUCAGAUAUACUUGUGUUUUUAAAAGUAUUACGCGAGUUUAAAUGAUUUUGAAUAAGAAAUACAUUUAGAGAACAUUUUAUGACUCUGUAUAUGUUUUGUACUCAAAUACAAAAUAAUGAAUCUUGAACGGAUUCACUUUCAGGAUACAGAACUAG
Bolinopsis microptera is the source of this 7150-nucleotide messenger RNA. Its product is annotated as DNA polymerase epsilon catalytic subunit A-like. The coding region runs from base 17 to 6604 and encodes 2195 amino acids. NCBI's taxonomy places the organism in Eukaryota, Metazoa, Ctenophora, Tentaculata, Lobata, Bolinopsidae. The record is from RefSeq and is a predicted model, not a curated record. Gene Ontology annotation, molecular function: DNA-directed DNA polymerase activity; single-stranded DNA 3'-5' DNA exonuclease activity; DNA binding. Gene Ontology annotation, biological process: mitotic cell cycle; base-excision repair, gap-filling; nucleotide-excision repair, DNA gap filling. Gene Ontology annotation, cellular component: nucleus; epsilon DNA polymerase complex. The transcript has 40 exons.